AUGUCCGAACUACUUGGAAGUCAAGAAUUGAAGCCAGUCUCUGACUGCCACCUUUCUCCCCAAUACCACUUAUGCGAGCCGAACCCAGAUAUGCUCACCUCUGUCAUCGAGAACGAGCGUACUCGCCGUUUAGUACUGCAGCAGUGUGAGAAGAUAGAGACAGAGCUUGAUGACCUAAUAGAGAAUCACCCUGUGCACGACGAUGAUAAAGAUAUUGCGCUAAGAAUCGACUACCUUGAAAAGUUGUCUUUGUUUCUAGAAGAGGAGACACAGUUAAUUGGAAAGUCGAUAAAGGCGCUAAAAGAGCGUAUUGAAACCCCCGAAAUCUAUAUCGCUAUAGGAAGACUCUCCGACAGUGAGUUCAACCGAGCUUGUGCUUCUUUAAAGCAGAAUCCCAACCGCCAGAUACGAAAAGAGCUAGCCCAGAAGUCUCAGGAUUGCGAUAACUACCUUUGCUCUUCUAUGAGGUUACUUGGGUCCUUAAAGGUGGAUGACAUGAAUGAUAAACUUAGCCUAAACCCUCCAUCCUAUAACACGGCGGCUAGUGUUCGGACAGCGAGUGAUAGUGCUCCCUCAAAGCCGCCUCAGAGCUUUUGGAAAAGAAUUCGGAAAUGUUCAGCUCGGAUUUAA
Messenger RNA from Penicillium concentricum, 630 nucleotides. RefSeq lists its product as uncharacterized. NCBI's taxonomy places the organism in Eukaryota, Fungi, Ascomycota, Eurotiomycetes, Eurotiales, Aspergillaceae. The transcript has a single exon. The coding region runs from base 1 to 630 and encodes 209 amino acids. The record is from RefSeq and is a predicted model, not a curated record.